CGCGGGGAGCUGCCUUUCCGCCCCUAUGCCUGCUCUCCAAGCCUGGGCUUUUAGGAGUGGCUGAAGCUGCGGAGCGCUUCAGGAGCCGGUGAAUGAACCCUCCUCCUCCUUCCUCCUCCUCCUCCUCCUCGCUGAGUCUCCUCCUCGGUGCUGACGGUACAGUGAUAUAAUGAUGAUGGGUGUCACAACCCGCAUUUGAACUUGCAGGCGAGCUGCCCCGAGCCUUUCUGGGAAAGAACUCCAGGCGAGCGGGCGCAACAGCCGCGAACAUUAGGUGCUGUGGACAGGAGCAGGGACCGGGAUCUGCGGUCAGCCCCGCAUCCUCCAGCACCAUCCCGCACCCUCCGCACCCUUCCCCGGGCCACCGCGCUUCCUAUGUGACCCGCCCCAGCAACGCCGAGCCCAUUCGUGCAGCGCUGAGGUGAAUUUUUCCCCCCAAACUGCCAUAAGCCGCCUUUCAAGGACAAGAUGUUGAUAACUAUAAAGAGCAUCUUAUGGAUGUGCUCUACCUUAAUAGCAGUUCAUGCGCUACAUAAAGUCAAAGUGGAAAAAAGCCCACCUGUCAAGGGCUCCCUCUCUGGAAAAGUCAACCUACCUUGUCAUUUUUCAACUAUGCCUACCUUACCACCCAGUUACAACACCACCAGUGAAUUUCUCCGAAUUAAAUGGUCUAAGAUUGAAUUGGACAAGAGUGGAAAAGAUUUAAAGGAGACUACUGUUCUUGUGGCCCAAAAUGGGAAUAUCAAGAUUGGUCAGGGCUACAAAGGGAGAGUGUCGGUGCCUACACAUCCGGAGGACGUGGGUGAUGCCUCACUCACCAUGGUCAAACUCCUUGCCAGUGAUGCAGGCCUUUACCGCUGUGAUGUCAUGUAUGGGAUAGAAGACACACAAGACUCCGUGUCACUGGCUGUGGAUGGAGUUGUGUUUCACUACAGGGCAGCGACGAGCAGGUACACUCUGAAUUUUGAGGCUGCGCAGAAGGCUUGUCUGGAUAUCGGAGCAGUCAUAGCAACCCCAGAGCAGCUCCAUGCCGCCUAUGAAGACGGAUUUGAGCAAUGUGAUGCAGGCUGGCUGUCUGAUCAGACUGUUAGAUAUCCCAUCCGGACUCCCCGAGAAGGCUGUUACGGAGAUAUGAUGGGGAAGGAAGGAGUCAGGACCUACGGAUUACGUGCUCCCCAUGAGACUUAUGAUGUGUAUUGUUACGUGGACCAUCUGGAUGGUGAUGUGUUCCACAUCACUGCUCCCAAUAAAUUCACCUUUGAGGAGGCUGAAGAAGAGUGUGAAAACCAGGAUGCCCGCCUGGCAACAGUGGGGGAACUCCAAGCAGCGUGGAGGAACGGCUUUGACCAGUGUGAUUACGGGUGGCUAUUGGAUGCCAGCGUUCGCCACCCUGUGACUGUGCCCAGGGCCCAGUGUGGAGGUGGUUUACUUGGGGUGAGAACCCUGUAUCGUUUUGAGAACCAGACAGGCUUCCCUCCCCCUGAUAGCAGAUUUGAUGCCUACUGCUAUAAACCUAAACAGAAUGUAUCAGAGGCUACAACCAUCGAACUGAAUAUGCUUGCAGAAACUGCCUCACCCACUUUAUCAGAAGAGCUUCAAACAGUACCCGACAGAACUACACCAAUCGUCCCUUUAAUCACCGAAUUACCUGUCAUUACAACAAAAUUCCCUCCUGUGGGAAAUAUAGUCAAUUUUGAACAGAAAACCACAGUUGAACCUCAAACUAUCCCACAGAGAUUAGCCACAGAAUCACUCACACCUACUGGGAGUACCAAGAAGCCUUGGGAUGUGGACUAUUACUUACCUUCAACUUCAGGACCUCUUGAAAAGCCAGACAUAUCUGAAAUUAAGGAAGAAGAGUCACCGAGUACAACUGUCAUCUCCCAUCAUGCUACAGAUUCAUGGGAGGGUGUCAAGGAAGACAUACAAAUUCGAGAAUCAGUUACGCAGAUUGAACAAAUAGAAGUAGGUCCCUUGGUAACAUCUAUGGAAAUCUCAAAGCAUAUUCCUUCCAAGGAAUUCUCUGUAACUGAAGCACCAUUUGUGUCUACAACAGUGACCCUGGAAUCCAAAACAAUAAGCACUGUCUCUGAAUCCGUGACCAAAAGCCGCUUUGGAUUCACUUUGGGAGAAGAUGAUAGUGAAGACAGAACAUCUACAGUUAGAUCUGGUCAGAGUACCUUGGUCUUUAGCCAAAUACCUGAGGUCAUCACAGUGUCAAAGACUUCAGAAGACACCACCCACACUCAACUAGAGGAUGUGGAGUCUGUCUCAGCUUCGACCAUUGUUUCACCUGUAACUAUGCCUGAGAGUGAUGGGUCACCCAUGGACAGCUGGGAAGAGAAACAAACUAAUGGUAGGAUAACUGAAGAUUUUCUUGGCCAGUAUAUGUCCACCACACCUUUCCCAUCAUGGCAUCAUACAGAAGUAGAAUUGUUUCCUUUCUCUGGUGAUAAAAGAUUAGUUGAGGGAACAUCCACAGUUAUUUAUCCCUCUCCACACACAGGAAGAGAAAGUAUAGAAACGCUAAGACCAGAGAUGAGAACCGUUACUUAUGCUGAUGAAGAAACACAGGAAAAGAUCACCAAAGAUUCAUUUAUAGAAAAAAUAGAAGAAGAAGGCUUUUCUGGAAUGAAAUUCUCAACAGCUUCCUCAGAGCAAGUUCAUCUUACAAAAUCUUCAGUGGAAAUGACAAAACCUUUUGACUCCCCAGCACUGACAACCACAAAGAUAGGUAUGGCACCAACAGAGGCAGCAGAUGGGGAUGAAGACUUUACAAUAAGUCCAAUUGGAUUAGAAACACAUGGCUAUCAAGAUACCACAAAGUACGAUGAGGGUAUUACAACAGUGCCUUUGACCCAAAGCACUUUAAAUGUGGAGGUGGUCACUGUAUCAAAAUGGUCACUAGGUGAAGAUAGCACAACAUCAAGGCCUUUAGGAUCCACAGAACAUAUGGGCUUCCCAGAAUUGCCCCCUGCCUUCCUCACCACUACAGGAGUGAGUGGAAGGGAUAAAGAAAUCCCAGGUUAUACUGAAGAUAGAAGAGAUGAAUUUACCCGGAUCCCAGGUAGUACUCCAAAGCCAUUAGAGGAGUUUACUAAGGAAGACACAACAGAUCUUGAAAAAUUUACACUUAAAUUUCAGCCAACUCCUUCAAUUGGUAUUACAGAAAAGUCAACUUUGAGAGAUUCUACAACUGAAGAAAGAAUUUUACCUAUCACAAGCACAGAAGGCCGAGUUGUUUAUGCAACCACAGAAGGAAGUGCUUUGGAUGAAGGAGAAGAUGUGGAUGUCUCUAAGCCUGUAUCUACUGUCCCCCAAUUUGCACACACUUCAGAUGUGGAAGGAUCAGCAUUUGUUAAUUACAGUAUUACCCCAGAGCCUACUACUUAUGUAGACACUUCCCAUACCAUUCCUCUUUCUGUUAUACCCAAGACAGAAUGGGGAGUGUUGGUACCUUCUAUUCCAUCAGAAGGUGAAGUUCUAGGUGAACCUUCCCGAGACAUACAUGUCAUUGAUCAAACUCACCUUGAAGCUACUAUUUCUUCUGAAACUAUAAGAACAACAGAAAUUACACAGGGAGAAACUCAGGAAGAAUUUCCUUGGGAAGAACAGACUCCAGAGAAACCGGUUUCUCCGCCCAGUCCUGACACAGCCAAGGAGACAACACCACCUUUGGAUGAACAUGAGAGUGAUGGGUCAGCAUAUACAGUCUCUGAAGACAGAUUGGUGACCAGUUCUGAGAGAGUCCCAGUUUUAGAAACAACUCCAUUUGGAAAAAUUGAGCAGAGUAUGUCUUAUCCCCCUGGUGCUGUCACUGAGCACAAAGCAAAAACAGAUGAAGUUGUAACACUAACACCAAGCAUGGGGCCUGAACAAAAAUAUGAAACAGAAGGUACCAGUCCAAGGGAAUUUGUAUCACCUUUUAGCACUGGCAUUACCCACCUUAUAAAGGAAACUGCUACUACUGAAAAAAGAGAGAAAACAUCCCUAGAUUAUAUGGAUUUAGGCUCAGGAUUAUUUGAAAAGCCCAAAGCUACAGAACUCCCAGAAUUUUCAACAACAGAAGCCACGGUUCCAAGUGAUAUCACUACUGCCUUCAGUUCAGCAGACAGACUUCACACAACUGCAGCAUCCACUGAGAAACCGCCUCUCAUUGACCGAGAACCUGGUGAAGAAACAACCAGAGAUAUGGUAAUCAUUGGAGAGUCAACAUCUCGUGUUCCUCCCACUACCCUUGAGGAUAUUGUAGCCAAGGAAACAGAAACAGAUAUCGAUAGAGAAUAUUUCACAACAUCAAGUACUCCUUCUACUACACAGCCAACAAGACCACCCACUGUGGAAGGCAAAGAAGCCUUCAGACCACAGGCAUUUUCCACUCCAGAACCCCCAGCAGGGACAAAAUUCCACCCUGACAUAAAUGUUUAUAUUAUUGAGGUCAUAGAAAACAAGACAGGUCGAAUGAGUGAUUUGAGUGUAAGUGGUCAUCCAAUAGAUUCAGACUCUAAAGAAGAUGAACCUUGUAGUGAAGAAACAGAUCCAGAGCAUGAUCUAAUUGCUGAAAUGUUGCCUGAGAUCAUUGAAAUCGGUAUAUACCACAGUGAGGAAGAUGAAGAGGAAGAUGAGGAGUGUGCCAAUGCCACUGAUGUCACGACUACCCCCUCAGUGCAGUACAUAAAUGGGAAGCAGCUAGUUACCACUGUGCCCAAGGACCCAGAAGCCGCAGAAGCUAGGCGUGGCCAGUUUGAAAGUGUUGCACCUUCUCAAAAUUUUUCAGACAGCGGUGAAAGUGAUAGUCAGCAGUUUGUAAUGGCCAAAACUGGCUUGUCUACUGCCAUGCAACCUAAUGAAUCUAAAGAAACAAUGGAAUCCCUUGAAAUUACAUGGAGACCCGAGAUUUACCGGGAAACACCAGAACAUUUUUCAAGCGGUGAGCCUGAUAUUUUCCCCACAGCCCCAGUCCACAAGGGAGAUGCCACAGAGGGGCCAGAAUCAAUCACAGAGACAAGCCCUGAACUUGGUGAUCUGAUGCAUGAGCACACUGAGUCUGUACCUCUGCUUCCUGAAGAGUCUUCAGGAGAUGCUGCCAUUGACCAAGAAUCUCAGAAAAUAGUCUUUUCAGGGGCUACGGAAGUAACAUUUGGUGAAGAGGCAGAAAAAAUAAUCUCUACCACAUAUACUCCAAGUACAGUUCCAAGUCCUAUAUCGGUAUAUGUUUCAGAGGAUGACUCAGUUACCUUGACAGGAAAUCCACAGCCUGAUGAGCCGAUGUCCACGAUAGAAAGCUGGGUGGGAAUGACCUCUAGACAAGUUGUAGAGUUCUCAGGGAGUCCUUCAAUCCCAAUUCUAGAAGCCUCUGGGGAAGCAGAAGAAGAUAAAGAUAAAAUGUUUGUCUUGGCCACUGGUUUAUCACAGAAAAAUACUACCGAUGCCCUCGUUACUUCAGACACUAGCAAGAUAAUGAUCACAGAAAGCCUUUUGCAUGUUCCUGCAACCACCUUGCAUUCAGUUUCUGAACCACCUUCUGCAGUAGUGCCUACCAACUUUGUAAGGGAAUCAGACACUUUUGAGGGGGUUUUUAGUACAUCUCUUGAGGGGAAGACAAGGGAAGAUGAGGAGAAGGGAACUACAGGUACAGCUUCUACAACUGAAGCACAUUCACCUACACAGAGAUCAGAUCAAUUAAUUUUACCCUCUGAAUUAGGAAACCCAAAUGAAGCUACAUCUGGUGAUUCAGCAUCUGCUGCCACGAAAAGUUUUACAUUCUUGACGACACCCACAGAGUCUGAAACGGAAAUGACAAGUUCUACUCUUGUCUUUGCAGAAACAAAUGUCUUAGAUAAUCUAGGGGAGCAGACCACAGAGCCCAGCAGUAGCGGUCAACCUGGGUUUGAGGAAGGGCUGUCCACUAUCCCCGGUAGCCCCAUCUCUCUCUUUAUGGAACAGGGCUCUGGAGAAGCUGCUGAUGACCUGGAAACUACCACCGUUUCUUCAUUUUCAUUCAUCGUAGAGCCUGAAAUUCAAACCAAAAAGGAAGCAGCUGGCACUUUGUCUCCACAUGUGGAAACUGUAUUGCCUUUUGAGCCAACUGGACUAGUUUGGAGCACUGCAACGGACACAGAGGUUGCUGAAAUUAUAAGCCAGACAUCCAAGGCAAACUUGAUUUCAGAGAUCUCAGGAGAACCAAGUCAAGGGGCAGAAAUAAAGGUCUUGUCUACAGGUUUUCCUAUGGAGGAAGAUUUCAGUGGUGACUUGAGUGAAUACUCAACAGUAUCUCAACCCAUAACAAAAGAAGAAACAGUAGGGCUGGAAGGCUCUGGGGAUGCAGCAUUUAAGGACACCCAGAUUUCACCAUCCAUAAUACCUCCUUCAGACCACACUAUUCAUGUAGCUGACUCAGAAGGACCUGACAGCACCUUGGUCAGCACUUCAGCCUUCCCUUGGGAAGAGUUCACAGCCUCAGCUGAGGGUUCAGGUGAGCAAUUGGUUGCAGUAAGCAGCUCUGUUGACCAAGUGUUUCCCAGUGCUGUGGGAAAUAUCUCUGGUACAGAUUCCCCAUUUACCGAUCAAGGACUGGGAGAAAAAGGUGCUAUCAAUGAAACUGAAGAAAGAGCCACCAUUUGGCCGACAGCAGAAGCCAGAUGUACUAAAGCUUCAACAGAAAAAGGGGAAGUGAUGGUGGAUGGCACAGUUUCAGUGGACUUCCCCCAGACCACGGAGCCAGACAAAUUAUGGCCCCGGCACGAAGUCAACCCUGUAACUCAAGGAAUUGAAAGUAAAAUAGUGUCAGAGGAAAAGAUUCAAGAACAAGGAUCUUUUGAGUCCCCUCAAAGCUCUUUAGCACCAGAACAAACAAUUUUCGAUUCACAAACCUUUCCUGAAACUCACCUCCGAACCACAGAUGAUUCUGUACUGACAACAGAGAAAACUUAUGGUACUGAUGAGGAAAUGGAGGAAGGCAUUCCUUUAGUUGAUGUGUUCACUCCAAAUCUAGAUUCAAAGGGCUUGGAAUUGUAUACUGUUCUCCCUGAAGUUACUGAAAAAUCCCAUUUUUCCUUAGCUACUCCCUCAGUGACUGAAUCAGUCCCAGCUGAAAGUGUAAUUACAGACUCAACAACCAAAGAGCCAGAAAGUGUAAAACCCAUUCCCAAAGUUAUGAGACCAGUAAUAAAAGAGUCGGAUACUGAUCUUUUAUUCUCUGGACUGGGAUCAGGAGAAGAAGUUGUGCCUGCUACAGUAUCAGUGAAUUUGACUGAAAUGGAACAAGUCAUUAGCACAUUGUCUCCCCAGACUUCUCAAGGGCAAACUUUAGAAACCAGUAUCUUAAACGAUACAACUGAAGACCAUGAGGGAAUGGAAUAUGUGACAAAGGAACUUAGACCACUUGUUUCCAAAACAGACAGCAUUUUUGAAGAUAGUGAGACAGCAUCCGGCACACCCUCACUAGAAAUUUUAAGUGACAACAGAACAGAAGGACCCUCAGUGGCACCUCUCACUUUCUCUACACACACUGAACAUCCUCAAAAUCAGACACACAGUUGGGCAGAAGAAAUCCAGACUAGUGGACCACAGCCUAUGACGGAUCAAGUCUCCAAUGAGGAUUCUUCAACAGAAGAAAUGAAAGAAACCGCAACCCCUUCCACUGAUUUUCUGGCUAGAACUUAUGGACUUGAAAUGGCGAAAGGAUUUGUUACAUCAACACCAAAACCAUCUGACUUGUUUUAUGAACAUUCUGGAGAAGGAUCUGGGGAAUUGGAUAUGGUGGAUUUAGUCCACACUUCUGGAACUACUCAGGCAACUAGGCAAGAAAGUGCCACAUUUGUUUCUGAUAGAUCCCUGGACAAACAUCCUGAGGUUCCGAGUGCUGAAGCUGUUACUGUUGAUGGAUUCCCAACAGUUUCAGCGGUGCUGCCUCUUCACUCAGAGCAGAAUGAAAGCUCCCCUGAUCCAGUUAGCAUGCUAUCAAGUACCACGUCAUAUGAGAGGUCCACAGAAGAUGCAACAGAUAGUGUCCAAGACCAUUUUGGGGGAUUUGAGGAUUCCACCUUAAAACCUGACAGAAGGAAAGCCACUGAAAAUAUUAUCAUAGAUCUGGACAAAGAGGACAAAGAUUUAAUAUUGACAAUUACAGAGAGUACCAUGCUUGAAAUUCUACCUGAGCUGACAUCAGAUAAAAAUACUAUCAUAGAUAUUGAUCACACUAAACCUAUAUAUGAAGAUAUCCUUGGAAUGCAGACAGAUGGAGAUCCCGAGUUAUCCUCAGGACCACAUGGCAGUAAUGAAGACAGUACUCAGGUUCAAGAGAAGUAUGAGGCACCUGUUAACCUCUCUUUAGCGGAGGAAAACUUUGAGGCCUCUGGUGAUACUCUUCUGGCUAACUACACUCAGGCAACACACAACGAAUCAAUGACUUCUGAACACACAAGUCACUUAGAUCACGUGAGCUCUGUCUUCACAACUGGGAUCCCCUUCCUUAGCACAGAAACCGAAGGUGAUAUCUUGCUUCCCACAGCAACAUCCCUGCCCAUUCCUAGUAAGUCUGCCACAGUUACUCCAGAGACUGGAGAACCAAAAAUUGAAGCCAAAUCCCUGGAUGACACCUUUGAAUCAAGCACUUUGUCUGAUGGUCAAGCAAUUGCAGACCAGAGUGAAAUAAUAUCCACGGUGGGCCCUUUGGAAAGGACACAAGAUGAGGAUGAAGAAAAGAAAUAUGUGGGUCCUUCCUUUCAGCCAGAAUUCUCUUCAGGGGCUGAGGAGGCACUGAUAAAUCCUACCCAGUACGUAAGUGUGGGUACUACUUACCUGAUGGCUCAGAGUUUAACAGAGGUACCUGAUGGGCUGGAAGGACACAGUCCCCCAGAUUCCACUGAUCCUUCAGCAGUUUCAGCUUUUGCAAGGCUGUCCUCUCAGACACCACCAUCCCCUCCAUUCACUGUCUACAUAGGCAGCGGAGUCUCUGAAUAUUCAGAGGGUCCCCAGCCAGGUGUUCUGCCAAGUACGGAUGCCAGCACAUCUCGAACACCUCCAGGAAGACUUGCGGGUAUUGAAACGACUUCCCAACCCUCAAGUGAAGAGUACUUUCAUAUGACUGAGCUCCCAUCCUUAUCACCUAACUCAGAAUUAGAGCCUUCAGAAGAUGAAAGUAAACCUAAAUCAUUAGAGCAGCUGGAAGCUUCUGCCACAGAACUAAUUCCUCAAGAAGAAAUUGAGAUUCCCCGAGAUUCCCCAAACAAAACCAGUGUUCACCUUUCUGGAGAAACAAUCAAGGUAUUUACCAGUAUCAAAACACCUGAGGCUGGGACUGUUGUCACAGCUGCAGGUGAAAUUAAGUUAGAAGGUGCUACACUGUGGCCACAUUCUACUUCUGCUUCUGUGAUUUAUGGGGUUGAGGCAGGUGUGGUGCCUCAGCCCAGCCCACAGACUUCUGAGAGGCCCACCAUCCCUUCUUCUCUGCAAAGAAAUCCUGAAACACAAGCAGCUUUGAUCGGAGGGGAGGAUUCCACAGUAGCAGCACCAGGACAGCAAGUAUCAGCGAGAAUUGUUGAUUCUAAUAAUCAGGCAACACUAAGCACCGCAGAGUUAAAUACUGAGCUUGCAACACCGACAUUUCCCCUUCCGGAAACGUCUAAUGAAACCAGUUUCCUGAUUGGCAUUAAUGAAGAGUCAGUGGAAGGCACAGCAAUCUAUUUACCAGGACCCGAUCGUUGCAAAACCAACCCGUGCCUUAACGGGGGCACCUGUUACCCUACUGAAACGUCCUAUGUGUGCACCUGCGUGCCAGGAUACAGUGGCGACCAAUGUGAACUUGAUUUUGAUGAAUGUCACUCUAACCCCUGUCGCAACGGAGCCACAUGCGUUGACGGUUUUAAUACCUUUAGGUGUCUCUGCCUCCCGAGCUAUGUAGGUGCGCUUUGUGAGCAAGACACGGAGACAUGUGACUAUGGCUGGCACAAAUUUCAAGGGCAGUGCUACAAGUACUUCGCCCACCGACGUACGUGGGAUGCAGCUGAACGGGAGUGCCGUCUUCAGGGUGCCCAUCUCACCAGCAUUCUGUCUCAUGAGGAACAAAUGUUUGUGAAUCGUGUGGGCCAUGAUUAUCAGUGGAUUGGUCUCAAUGACAAGAUGUUUGAGCAUGACUUCCGUUGGACCGAUGGCAGCACACUGCAAUAUGAGAACUGGAGGCCCAACCAGCCAGACAGCUUCUUUUCUUCUGGAGAAGACUGCGUUGUGAUCAUAUGGCAUGAGAAUGGCCAGUGGAAUGAUGUUCCCUGCAAUUACCAUCUCACCUACACCUGCAAGAAAGGAACAGUUGCUUGCGGCCAGCCCCCUGUUGUAGAAAAUGCCAAGACCUUUGGAAAGAUGAAACCUCGUUAUGAAAUCAACUCCCUGAUUAGAUAUCACUGCAAAGAUGGUUUCAUUCAACGCCACCCUCCAACUAUCCGUUGCCUAGGAAAUGGAAGAUGGGCUAUGCCUAAAAUUACCUGCCUGAACCCAUCCGCAUACCAAAGGACUUAUUCUAAGAAAUACUUUAAAAAUUCCUCAUCAGCAAAGGACAAUUCAAUAAACACAUCCAAACAUGAUCACCGUUGGAGUCGGAGGUGGCAAGAGUCAAGGCGCUGAUCCCUAAAAAUGGCGAACAUGUGUUUUCAUCAUUUCAGCCAAAGUCCUAACUUCCUGUGCCUUUCCUAUCACCUCGAGAAGUAUUAUCAGUUGGUUUGGAUUUUUGGAUCACCGUCCAGUCACUUUGGGUUGCUGCGCUCCCAAAACAUUUUAAGUGAAAGUAUUGGCAUUCAAAAACAAAGAAAACAAAAAUGAAAGCACAUGAGGGCAGACAGUAACCAUUUCCAGCCUAUCUAAUGUCUUUAGUUUUCUAUUUGCCUCCAGUGCAGACCAUUUUAUAAUGUAUAACCAGCCUCCUGUACUAUUUAAAAAGCUCCAUUUCAGCACCAAUGGCAAUGUAAAUAAGAUGAUUUAAUGUUGAUUUUAAUCCUGUAUAUAAAAUAAAAAGUCACACUGAGUUCCGGCAUAUUUAAUGAUGAUUAUGGAGCCUUAGAGGUCUUUAAUCAUUGGUUCGGCUGCUUUUUUCGUAGUUUGUUUAGGCUGGAAAUGGUUUCACUUGCUCUUUGUCAGCAGGACUUAGGAUGGCUUUUCCUGGACAACUAACAAACACACAGUUUAGUAGGUCUCUGCACCGUCUCCAACACAGGCGCAGUUGGCUUCCACGUGAUGCCGAAGCCUGGCUAAUGGGAUCCCAAUGGAACUAAAGACUGCAAUGUGGAACUCUUUUUUGCUGCAUUCCUUUUUCUUCACUUACAAGAAAGGCCUGGAUGGAGGACUUUUCUAUGACCAGGAGCAUUUUUUUAGGGGUCAAAGUGCUAAUUAUUAACUCAACCAGGUCUCCUUUUUAAUGGCUUUCGUAACACUAACCUGCAGGAUUACAGAACAACACAUUUCCAAUGGAUAUAGACCUAGGGCUCGGGAGGGAAGGGGAUUGUUAAAACAACAACACACAUUCAAAGAAAGAAAUUUUGUAUAUAUAACCAUUUUAAUCUUUUAUAAAGUUUUGAAUGUUCAUGUAUGAAUGCUGCAGCUGUGAAGCAUACAUAAAUAAAUGAAGUAAGCCAUACUGAUUUAAUUUAUUGGAUGUUAUUUUCCCCAAACCUGCAAAUUGACCUAGUAUGCUAGUUAUUUUUCAGUGUUAGCCUUUAUACUCCCUCACACAGUUUGGAACCAUAUAAUCUAGAUACUCUGUCCCUGAUUAAACAAUGUGGUGGAUAGAAUACAUCAAGUGUUUAUGAUAAAAAGAGUGGAAAAGUGUAUAGCUUUCAGCAAUUGGUGUUUGCCCAUUCUAAGCAAGGUGCUUAUAUACAUAAAUAGUGUGGGCAUUUCUUCCUAUUAGGUGGAGUGUAUGUUUUGAAAUUUCUCCCUAUCUCUUCCUACUCUGUUUUUGCCCUUUAAUUUGAAUAAAGUGACUGCUGAAGAUGA
Molecule: messenger RNA, 11985 nt
Organism: Phacochoerus africanus (Common warthog)
Lineage: Eukaryota; Metazoa; Chordata; Mammalia; Artiodactyla; Suidae
Gene: VCAN
Product: versican
Exons: 15
Coding region: 469-10620 (3383 amino acids)
Biological process (GO): cell adhesion
Molecular function (GO): hyaluronic acid binding; calcium ion binding
Source: RefSeq, a predicted model, not a curated record